CUGCCGAGGUCCCGCCUGCCGCCUCCUCCCAUUGGUUGCGAUGGCUCUCGCUCGCGGUGCGAUUGGGCGCGGCGGCUGCCGCUCCGCCCGCGCAGGGAUAAGGAGCGGCGCGGGUCUGGGAGCGAGAAAGUUUCUGCGCGGUGCUGAGCGGGGCGGGAUGGCCGCGGCUGGCCCUGGCGCUGCCUGCGCCCCGCAUCGGGUGUCCCCGCCUGCCCGCGCCCCGUCUCUGCGGCGAGCGGCUCCUUGGCAGCUGCUGUGGCGUUUCGGCCGGCAGUCGCUGGCCCCGCCGCGGAGCGCGGCUGUCUCCGCUAAGCGGCGAGCGGGCGGCCGGGGACGCUGCCCGACGGAGGCCCGGCACGGCCCCCUCAGCGCGCCUCAGGCUGCCCGCGGCCCGGCCGUCGUGCGCCCGCUGGGGUCCCCGCGCCUGUGCCGCUGCCGGGGCGCUUCGCGUUCAUGCCGCAAGCGUAGCGGCUUCCCAGGACAUAAGGGACGCUUUUACGUGACAGAAUGGAUGAACAGUCACAAGGCAUGCAGGGGCCUACUGCUCCACCAUUUCAGCCACAGAAAGCCUUGCGACCUGACAUGGGCUAUAAUACACUUGCCAAUUUCCGAAUAGAGAAAAAGAUUGGCCGUGGGCAGUUCAGUGAGGUUUACAGAGCUACCUGCCUGUUGGAUGGGGUACCAGUGGCUCUGAAGAAGGUUCAGAUAUUUGAUUUAAUGGAUGCCAAAGCCCGUGCUGACUGCAUCAAAGAAAUAGAUCUUCUUAAGCAACUGAAUCAUCCCAAUGUAAUUAAAUACUAUGCCUCAUUCAUCGAAGACAAUGAACUGAACAUAGUGUUGGAAUUAGCAGAUGCUGGAGAUCUCUCUAGAAUGAUAAAGCAUUUUAAGAAACAGAAGAGGUUGAUUCCUGAAAGAACAGUUUGGAAGUACUUUGUUCAGCUUUGCAGUGCCUUGGAACAUAUGCAUUCUCGUCGUGUUAUGCAUAGAGAUAUAAAGCCAGCUAACGUGUUCAUUACAGCUACAGGCGUAGUAAAGCUUGGAGACCUUGGACUUGGUCGAUUUUUCAGCUCCAAAACCACAGCUGCACAUUCUUUAGUUGGUACACCUUAUUAUAUGUCUCCAGAGAGAAUACAUGAAAAUGGUUACAACUUCAAGUCUGACAUCUGGUCUCUAGGCUGUCUGCUGUAUGAGAUGGCUGCGCUGCAGAGUCCCUUUUAUGGUGAUAAAAUGAACUUGUACUCCCUGUGCAAGAAGAUAGAACAGUGUGACUACCCCCCCCUCCCUUCAGAUCACUAUUCAGAGGAACUGCGACAAUUAGUUAAUAUGUGCAUCAACCCGGAUCCAGAGAAGCGACCAGACAUAACCUAUGUCUAUGAUGUAGCGAAACGUAUGCAUGCACACACUGCGAGCAGCUAAACAGACAUCAGAUCAUGAAGAAAAGAGCAGAAAUAACCAAGUAUUUUAAAUAAAUCAUCCCACCUCUUUGUUUGUGUUACACAAAUGUAAUUAUUUGAUGCUUACUGUUGUGCUUUGAAUUGUAAACCAUUUUAUAUACAUGCUUUGUUUUCUGUUUAUUUUUUUGUAUUUUUUACUAACUUGUAGUUCUACAACAGGUUUAAAUAUGUAAAGUGUAACUUUAGAAGACAGCAAGAGCUAUUGUGUUCCAUGUUAAGUGGGUUCAAGUAUGUUUUCUUUAAUAACAAAUUUUUAUUUAGUUGGGCCUCAGUUCUAAAACACAGUUGCACUUUUGCACAUGAUACAGAUACCAGGCUUAUUAUCCAGAAGCAAGAUGUCUGAAUCUCUCAACUUUUUAGUAAUUUAUAGAAAGUAUGAAUUAGCACAGUUAACUUUAUUUUAAUCUUUGUUCCAAGAGGAACAUAAUUAUUAUAGAUGGUGGUUGUGUUUUAUAUUGAACGUGUGUUGAAGAUGUUUGCAGCUCUCUGCAUAAGAGUAGGCAGGUGGUAGGAUUAAUUCUCUGCUUGCCAAAUGUGACGGGAAAAUAGUUUCAGGAAAAAUUGUCAUGCUGAAAUUUUUCUAACAUGGCUUUUUAUUAUUCUGCCAUAAUGCACGUAAAACAUUUGUUGGAGGUUUUCUGGGAAAAUUUAAGGUGUUGAUUUUGCAAUCUGAUAGCUUUCAAUAGGCUUGUGUAGCACUGCCCUGGGGCAAUAGGAAUCUGCAUAGUUAAGUCUUCAAAACAUGCAGAUGAUUCUUGUUGCAAAUCGGGUUCUUUUGAGGCUAAUGUUUAUGAGAAGGUCUGAUUUAAAGGUGGGAUCUUUUAAGUUACAGCUUCCCAACUGUUUAUGUAUAUAUCACUGUUUAUAGAUUUUUGUGUUUAAAAUUUGAAUCACCUUACAGUAUAUUUAAAAGUUAAUAUUUUUUUUUUAAAUACAAAAACCUUUUGGAAAAGAUACAGUGUGGUAUAACACAAAAUGUAUUCUUCUUUAAUACCUGGUUUUGUAUACUGUAUCCUGAGAAUUAGUUUUAUAUUUAGCAAAAGUAAAUUUUAGCUUUUAUGUUUAAGAGAAAGUUGCCACUCCUUCAUUUGGGAAAUAAAUAUGUAUGUAAAAUGUCUUACAAAUACUUAUUAGUUGAAAAGGAAAUCCAGAAUACUUUUGUUAGACCUUAGUACCUUUUUGGAUAUGCUUAAUAGUAUUGUUAUUGUUAAGGAAGGAAGGUGUCUUGUUUUUAAAUGUGGUAAAAAUGGAGAGUGGCCUGAAGCUUCUUGAGUUUCAAGACUGAACUUUUUAUAUAGAACUGUCAAAAUUAUUACCAGUGAUAUUGCUAAGAAGCAAUUCCCUUAUGUGGGCAAAAAGAAGUUAGUUCAAAUAAAAGCAGCGGUAAGUACGUACACAUAUAGGUUCUAAAUGCAGCCAGUUUCCUGCAGGCUCAGAUCCUUUUUUUUUGUUUGUUUCUCUGUGCAGCUUUAUUUUUUGAUUUGAUAUAAUGCUCAAAGAAUAAAAAUCCAGUUGUGGGGUUUGUGGAUGAAAUGUUCAAGCUAGGUCAGGGGGGUUUCUGUUUUUGGUGUGUGGGGGUUUUUUUGGGUUUUUUUUGGUUUUUUUGUUUUUUUUUUUUUAAUUUUUAAAUCUACAAAUACUCAUGUUUGGCAAAAUACAGGAGUUUUUAAAUAGUAUGUGGCAGAUCAUCAGCUUGUCUUAAUACACAUAUUUUUUUAAUUUUUGUUUCCAGAUUUUAUAGGAUGAAUCCUUAGUCUUUCUCCUGGCUUCUGUGUAUCUUGUAGGGCUUCAGCGGAACGAUUUUAGGGAGGAGGUAUUUGAGAAACCUUGGUUUGUGUUUAACAACUUCUAGAUCUCAUGUGUUACCUGAUUAUUGAAUUUUAAAAAUGAUGGUUGUGUUCCAUAACAGUAGUUCAUACGUCGUAGGAUGAAGUGGUUUGUAUUGGAACAGGCAGCAUACUACUUUUGGACUGCCAGGAUUAGCUCUUAAUAUGCACAAAUACUCAAGCCAUUUUUAGCUCUUUUUUUUUUUCUGAAAUGUGCUAGAACAUGUAAAAAUAACUGAAAAAAUACCCUCAGCACAGUCUAGCUAUUUGUAUAUAAUAAUCUGCAUAAAGUAUUAAAUUUUUCCUGAAAGAAACCAAUAAUAAUUUCCUCUCUGCCCUGCCUUCGGAAGGAUACAUUGAGUAAAGAAAUCAUGAGUUAAAAGUUAGCAAAUGUGCAUACUUAAGCAUACAAAUUUUUUUAUUGCUGUAUUUUUCUAGUAUUUAUGAUUAAAUCUUGUGCUGAGGAAAAGAAAAAGUUGUUCCUGUUUUAAAAUGAAUAGUACAGAUUACUCUGGUACCAAACUUUAUAAUUAAGAAUUAACCUCAUAUAGGUUAAUAGAACUGCUUACUUAACUGGGAACGGUAGCAUCUAUCCCCUAAGUAAAGCACCUAGUAACAUAUGAAAAUGUUAAGUCUUUUAUAACACUCCCAUUUGUGCUAUACAUUUACAAAAUAUUUUCUUUUAUAAAACACCUUUCUAUUUUUUGUAUGUUGUUGAUCUUGACGUUUGGCACUAUUUAUUUUAAGCUAUGGCAUUAUGUGUUUAUUUUCUUUAAAGGAAGCGUGUUACUUUUCUAGCCAAAAUGUCUGACUAGCUCCUCCUUUUAUUUCAGUAAUGCUUACAGGAUUAACUUGCUUUGAGUGAACUAUGUGCUUUGAAUGACACUGCAUAAAAUCUUUGUCUUGUCUUGAAAGCUCCCCUGCUGUGCAGUAGUCUAAUAGAAAUAAAACAUACAGAUAUGAAAUAUAAUAUAAAAAAGAGUGUUUUUAUGAUAUUUUUUCAAACUUCUAUUAUUACAUAUAUAUAUAUAUGUUACAGUAGAUACUACCUAUCUUGUGGACAGUGUACUGCUUCCAGUAGUUGAUUAUAGGUGAGUUUUCUUGACUGUAACAAAAGAUAGUAUAUAAAAAACACCUUUUGUUGUAUUUGUCAAUUUUUUUUCUAAAAAUCCUAGAUCUGAUGUAUUCACAAUUAACCCAAAAGAGUGUUUUUAUACCAAAGUUAAAAACAAAUCUGAAAUUAUUUUCAAACCAUAUGAAAAUAUCUGAAAGGCAUAAAAAGAAUGAAGAGCUCCCAUUAUGCCCCAGUCCUGUGAGCUGCUGUUUAUAGGUAGGCUGAAUUUUGUGUAACUUCAGUAAUUUUGAGUGAACCUCAUAUACACACAUGAAUAAAUAGUAAUUAGUAGGGUAUAUAGAAAUGAUGUGCUCAGCUCACUUUUUAUACCUCUCCUGUACGUCACUGGUUUGGUAGCAGGGAAUGAUGUGGGGUUUUCCCCGCCUUCUUCUGUUGCACUCUAACGAUCCAGCUACCAACCGUACGAGCAGGCAAUAGAAGUAUGUUGACUUCUUGUAAUAAGCAGAAACUUUAAAAAUGUGCCAAUAUACUGCAAGAUGAAAUACAGCAUUAGAAGUGUCUGAGAAGGCUGGUGUUUUAUUCAUGCUUAAGAAAGCCACAGAGUGAAAUUCUUGACAGAAGCUUGGAAAUGGAGGACUUCUUAUGCCAGUGGUUCUCAGAUAGCUCUGAAUGGGACCUAAAGUCUCAGCGCUGUUUGUUUUCAACAAUCUGUCCACUUAAUCUCUGUCUGCGCUGUUACACAGUGAGAUGAGAAUCUUAAUGGCUGGACUGGAAUGCUGGUGGUGAUUGCUGUGUCAGGUAUUUGAGCUUCUAGGAACAGGAAGUUGAUGGGAGGGAGAGUCAAAGAAGGCCUUCAGGUCUUGCUUUGUGGAGAGUUAAUUUAACCUGAAAGUAAAGUUGCUGAAUAGCAGAGUUCAGAUAACUGCUUUUUCAUUAUUUUUAGUACUUCUUUAACAGUCAGAAGUUUUUCUAGCCCUACCAUAUCCCCACAUCAUCUAGCCGGUGGCAGUGCUGGUCUUCCGAAUGGCUGAUCGCUGCUGUGAUCUGGGUGAAUACCUAAACCUUGCUGGCAAGGUCAUCCCAGGGGGGGAAUACCAGCACUGGGCAUGCCUAGGGGGGUGUUACUUAAGUUUCUGAACAUGACUCAAAUACAGAUUUUUAAGGUUCUUUUUCAAAGUUUAUUCCCUUCCCUAAACCUUGUUCUUCAGUUGAUACUUUUAAAAGAUUGCUUCCCUUUCAUAUUCACUUGUGAAGUUCUAAGAUUCCUGUCUUCCACUGGUUUUGCUUCAUCUGUCCUGUUGUCUGCGCUACCCUCUUCCUGAUUUGAAGUCCUCUGUGUCUAGUUUGCUUCUUUCUUUGUGCCUUUGCUAAACUCAAGCCAUUUUUCUUCUCAAAUUUUCUCCACUCACUGUGGGCAAGCCCUAUAUUUUCCCCUGAUAACUACUUAACUCCAUUGUUCUUCAUUCUGUUUUUCCAGCCCAACGCUUUUGAUUUCUAGUUUUAGACAGAUUUUCUCACUGCCUCAAUCAUUCCCAUGACCUUGUCUUUACUAAAUACUGUUCACUUUAUUAUACCUCAUUUCUAAAUUCCCUUUCUCUGAUCACUACCUGCUCUCUUCCAGCUUAUCUGUCUUUCUCUCUCCUCUACCCUGUCACUCACUCCUUUUGGGAUCCCAAGUCUAUUAACCUUUCUGACUCCUCUUCUCAGCUGCCUCCUUCCUUCAUUGGCCUCACUUCCUUUGACUCACUGCUCUUUAUUUUCAUCGCUUUCUGCUCCUCCAUACAUGGUUUCUUUGGUUGCUUCUCACAUUGCUAUCCAUUCCUAUCCCUGGACGUUUUUUCUUGUAACUUCUUAAUUUUCUUUCCUGCCUUUCUGAAUAUCUCUGAAGGGUAUGACAGCACAACACAACUUUGGACUCAGCAUUGCCUUACCUGUUUUAAUUCUCUUUCCAAAUGGACUUUUUAACCACUUUAUCCCACCUUUUUUUUUUUCUUGUUGAGCUUGUUUGCAUGUUUGCUGUUCAUUUUAAGUUUCUCAUUCAUUCUUGAUGCAAAAUGUAUCUUCAAAACCAAUGUUGAUUUUUACAUGAUGAGAUCCUUUGCAAAAUUGUCCUUUCUCAGAAAUCUGUUUCUGAACUGGGCUUUUCUGCCUCUUUGCUAUACAAGUUUCCCCCUUUUAUUUCUGUAUCUUUUAUGCCUGUCAUUCCUUUCGUUGAAUGACAACUUUCUCUUUAAAUCCUCAUCUUGUUUCCAUCACUAGCAACCAAGUUUUUCUUUCUGAGGUCUUGAAGGGAUAAGCGCUUAUCAUCCUAACUGGUUCUUUUUUUUUUAAUAUUCUUGCCCUUUAUUCUCCAUUUGUCAUUUCCUAUUGGUAUGUACCUGAAUAUCCUCACUCCAGUUUGUUUUCAAGUUUCUGACUUUACAUUUUAUUUUGAAUGCUCCCCAAAAUCCAGUGCUUCCUUCUUCUCCCGUAGUUCUAUCUCCAGAUGGUUCCUUGAGUAUCUAGCCACAAUCUCAGACCUGUUGAGAUUCAAAGAUCCAGUUUUUAUUCCAGAGUCCCUCCAGACUAUUUUCCAGCAUCCCUGACAAUUUUACUUGCCUAUUUUCCAGGGCCACAACCUUUCUAUCUCAUGACACUUCUCCCAUGCCUGCAUAUCAAAUAUCUCAAAAAUUAUUAGUAUCAGAUUCCAGGCCUCUUCAUUAUCUGUUCUUUCUUGUCUUUUAUCUUUACUGUUUUAACCUCUGUGUUGUUUUGAUAACUUUUCUCCUUUCAAAGUAUCAAAAUCGACAAGACUGAACUGUUGGGCUUUAGCUGCUUCGUGCACUGCAGAAGGAACUCCAUGAAAUCAUUUGUUUUGUGUUUCUAAAGAGACGAGUCCCACAGAUUUCGUCUUAUUUCAGGACUGUAGAGCUGGCGCAGAUUCUAUUGCUCGAAGUAUUUUGAAAGUCCUUGAAUUUUGGCCUUGAUUUAAUCUUCUGCUGCUUCAGAUACAAGUUUUUGCCCUUCAUUUCUUUGUCUUUACUGUGUGUAACUCUGUCUUGUUUCUGCACAUAAAGCUAACGGUCCUGUUCUUGGUGUAGCAACUUGAAUUCAGUGCAUUUACUAUUGCUUAAAAUAAUGUGCUUAAGAGCUUCACUGGCUGGAUCCAGAGUGUUAGGCACAAUGCUCCUCUUUGUUCCUGUCCCAUACUUACACUGGCUUCUCUUGCUGCCUCUCUAUCUGCCCCAACUGAAGAUGCGCCAUGUUACGCUGCAGGGUAGUGUUGAUGCAGUUGAGGCACCUGCAAACAAGGUAACUGGUAUACUUGCAGCACUACUGCAGGUUCUUAUCAAGAGCAAAACGCUUAUUUGUCCUGUGCAUCUAGAACUGAGCUCUGUGCUGUACUGCUUCUCUGUCCAUGCUACCCUAAUUUCAAGCCAGACCAGCUCUGCCUGCAUGGUAGACAGCAAGUUUUCUGCGUAGGUCUGACUUCACAGUUGUAGCAGCCUUUCAGCUUUGGACGACUGCAUGUUUGUAGGGAUUCACUGUUGAUCAAAUUGUCUGAACUUUGACUGCUCGUAAUUAUCCUCAUAUAUAUGUUGAGAAGCAAAAGUCUCCAUAAAACUAAGAAGUUUGGGGAGUGUAGGAUAUAGAGCUGAAUGUCAGAUUGUUUGGUGUGUGUGGGCAUACACACAUUUAAUCACUGUUUAUUUUCACCAGAAUAAUACUUUUCUUUUAGAGGAUCAGGUGCUUGUUGGCACUAAACGAAUACUUUCAGUAUUUUCAGUUUCUAUGUGUAUCCUUUGUUGCCAGUUUGUAUCAUGUCAUACGAUUAAUUAAUUUUUCUUCUAUGACUGCCUUAAUGAUUGGUGGAGGCCUUACACCUUUUGUCGAAUUGAAAUGUUCUGUUCAUAUCGAAAUAAAAAAUAAAUCAAGAAAUUAGA
This is a messenger RNA of Falco peregrinus (peregrine falcon), 8278 nucleotides long. RefSeq names its product NIMA related kinase 7 (gene NEK7). The record is from RefSeq and is a predicted model, not a curated record. The coding region runs from base 508 to 1416 and encodes 302 amino acids. Gene Ontology annotation, molecular function: ATP binding; protein kinase activity. Gene Ontology annotation, biological process: protein phosphorylation. Lineage: Eukaryota; Metazoa; Chordata; Aves; Falconiformes; Falconidae. The transcript is spliced from 10 exons.